UCACCUUGCGACCACAUGUUGAAAAAUGUUCCAACAACACAGAGGAAGCUUCCAUCCGAAUCAGCGAGGAUUUCCCGGUCCAAGACCUCCGAAUUUUGGCAGUGGGCCUCCAAGACACCAUGGACCUCCCCCACAUAUACGGCCACCGCCGGGAAUUGGGUUUGAAGAGUUUGGGCCAGGGGGACCAAUGCCUCCUCGUUUCUCAGGUCCUGGACGUGGGGUGGACUUCCCCGGACGCGGAAUGCCUCCUUAUAGGCUCAGGGGUGGAAGAUUUCAUGGAAACAGGGGCGGAUUUCGAGGUCGAGGAGGGAAUUUCCGAGGAGGAUCGCAUCCGAAAAAGAUCAAAGUGGACAAGAGAGACUUGCCAGAAAACAACAAAUUUUACUGUGAUGCCUGUGAUAGGGGGUUUAAGACAGACGACAAGUUUAAAGAACAUGUGGAUGGACAUCAGAAAUGUCAUUAUGAUGGAUGUUCCUACAUAGCGGCUCCCAAACUUGUGAAGUUACACAUAGAUCUGCAACACAGAACUGGCAUGGCCAAAAAAAUUUGGAGUUUAGAAUCAGAGGAAGACAUAAAGAAAUGGAAAGAAGAGAGAAGAAAAAAUUUUCCAACUGCCAGUAAUAUUGCUAAAAAGCAGGCAGAGCUACAGGAGAGGAGAGAAAGGGGAGAAGUCUUGGAAACAAAACAGUUUGGGCGAAUGAACAGGCGGGGUAGAGGAAGAGGUCGCGGUGGUCAUGAUAGAAGACAUGGACACAAGCGGCAGUGGCGUCAGACUCCCAGUCAGUUUCAGAAUGAUGGUAUCCAAGCUGAGGAUGAGAAGGGAGCAAAGCAUAUACGUUUAGAGGAGCCUACCUCAAAGCGAGAAGAGGUAAAAGUACGAGAUCCCACCAUAGACCCUCUGGCCUACGUGCUGGAGGAUGCCUCUGACUCAGACUCGCCUCCCACAGAGGUCCCCCUGCACACAGGCAAGACAGCCCUGCCCUCCACUUCUCUAGCAGGAGGCUUGGGCUCUCUGGCCGCCUCUUAUGGAGAUGUUAGUGACAGCGAGGAGGAGGAAAAGAAAGAAGACAUUAAAUCUGAUAAAAAACCGAGUGCAAUAAAGAAUAAUGGUGCUACAAACAAAGGACACCCUAACCACCUAAGACCAAGGAGGAAAAGAAAAAGAGAGGCAUUCGAACUUCCUAAAAAAGCCACCCUUUUAGAAAAGCUUUUGGCUAAUGAGAUCCGACACGAAAGGAAUGUGAUAUUACAAUGUGUUCGCUAUGUGGUCAGAAACAACUUCUUCAAAGAGAGGUCUUCAGAGAAGUCUUCUUCAGAGACUGAUAAAAUAUCUGACAUUGUAAACACACCUAACUUGUACAAUGAUGACGUGUGGGAAUGAAAGUGAUAGCAAGGGUCUUUCUGACUGGACUUUUAAUAAAGAAAAUUCUGUCUUACAGUUGACCUAACUGUUCUUUGAAAGAACUGUAAUUGUAACAUUUGAGUUCUAAAUACAGCUGAUGAAAAGAUGAACAAUGGACUCCUUCACUCAAAAUCACCAUAUGUGUAAUCUUUGCUGACAGAAGUUAAUCAAAAUAUUCUUUAAAUAAAAAGGUUUUUAAAGCAGUAAUAAGUCGUUCAAAGACAUUUGUUUCAUUAAUAAAAUUUGACCAUAAAUUGGUGCAGCAAUCUCAAAACUCCUUUUGAAGAUAAAAUCAUAAAUUUAUUCAGGCACAUA
Messenger RNA from Lingula anatina, 1717 nucleotides. Its product is annotated as nuclear FMR1 interacting protein 1. Lineage: Eukaryota; Metazoa; Brachiopoda; Lingulata; Lingulida; Lingulidae. Gene Ontology annotation, molecular function: RNA binding. The record is from RefSeq and is a predicted model, not a curated record. Gene Ontology annotation, biological process: box C/D snoRNP assembly. Gene Ontology annotation, cellular component: nucleus.